CAGUAUUCUUGAGCAUGACUAAUAUCGCUCAAGCGACCAAGCCUCCCAGCUCAAUGCCCAAUACAUGGAGAGUCGUACCAUGUAGGGAAAAGAUGCUCGCCAGACCCUGUGUGACCAGCGCCUCCUUACCAUCACCUGCCAUGUCUUCGGUAUUCGGCUCUAUCCCGAAAGCAUGUGCUGGCUGCCAAGCUCCCUCUGGUGCAACCUUCAAUUCAGACUCAAGAACUUAUGUUAUUAUAUUUCUGGGCUUCUUUGAACGUCGUUGCCCCUGAUGCCGACACUGUCCACCCUUACUGCUCCAUUUCCACUUAUUUCACACCAUGGACGCCCUCGGCAUCACCACCUCCCCAUCACCCUAUAACCUCUUCGGCAUCCCUGAUCUAUCGGAGACGAUACUCGUACUUAGCACGUUCCCAAUCCAACCGAAAAAGAUCUUCAUCGCAUCCGAGGUGGCAGCACACAACACGUCUGAGUCGCUGUACUUGAGCAUUCACGCUAAAGUGUACGACUUAACGGACUUCCAACACAGCCAUCCUGGUGGGCGGCAGAGUGCUUUUUCCCCUUCCCAGAUAAGCAGUAUAUAGAGAUGACGGAUCACCGUAAGUAAUCCUUAUUAUUAAUCCAUGAUACAGUUUACUGCAUCCAGUUUCCUCGUGGAAGAUUACUU
Molecule: messenger RNA, 667 nt
Organism: Paraphaeosphaeria sporulosa
Lineage: Eukaryota; Fungi; Ascomycota; Dothideomycetes; Pleosporales; Didymosphaeriaceae
Exons: 1
Coding region: 321-584 (87 amino acids)
Source: RefSeq, a predicted model, not a curated record